AUGUCGCUCUACUUUAUAGUUGUACUUGGUGAUGGUGGUGUUGGAAAGACGGCUUUGACGAUCCAGCUCUGCUUGAACCAUUUUAUCGAGACUUACGAUCCAACCAUUGAAGAUUCAUAUCGAAAACAAGUGGUCAUUGAUGACAAGCCAUGUGUACUUGAAGUAUUGGAUACUGCAGGCCAAGAGGAAUAUACGGCGUUACGUGACCAAUGGAUCCGAGAUGGCCAAGGUUUCUUGCUUGUUUACUCCAUAUCAUCGAGAUCAACCUUUGAACGCGUACCAAUUUACCGCGACCAGAUUUUACGUGUCAAGGACGUUGGAUCAAAUAUACCCAUGAUUUUGGUAGGCAACAUGUGCGACAAGAUCACUGAACGCGAGGUGUCUCGAGAAGAAGGUUUCCAAAUGGGAAAAAAGCUUGGUUGUGAGUUUAUUGAAACGUCGGCAAAAACAUGUGUCAACAUUGAGCGUUCCUUUUACACGGUCGUGAGAAUGAUUCGGCGCAUGCGUGAAGGUGCUGACCAACAUGGACGAUCCAAGAAGAAGAAUAAGAAAAAGUGCCCAAUUCUUUGA
Messenger RNA from Lichtheimia ornata, 570 nucleotides. RefSeq lists its product as uncharacterized. The record is from RefSeq and is a predicted model, not a curated record. Gene Ontology annotation, biological process: signal transduction. Gene Ontology annotation, cellular component: plasma membrane. Gene Ontology annotation, molecular function: GDP binding; GTPase activity; GTP binding. The transcript is spliced from 5 exons. Bases 1 to 570 code for a protein of 189 amino acids. Lineage: Eukaryota; Fungi; Mucoromycota; Mucoromycetes; Mucorales; Lichtheimiaceae.